UGAAAAUCGUUGGAAAAAUAAAGCAGCAAUCCAAUACUGCCACUAGACCAAGACUUAGAAGCUCAAUUGCCAUGGACACUGGUGGGAAAGCAGAAGAAGAGACUGUUAGAGAGUUGAGGCAGUGCUUCAAAACUGGAAGAACAAGAAGUGUGACAUGGAGGAAAAAGCAGCUCAAAGCUCUCCUAGACCUUGUUCAUGACAAUGAAGAUGCCAUUUUUGAAGCUCUUUAUCAAGAUCUUGGAAAGCACCCUGUUGAAGCUUACCGCGACGAGGUUGGAGGGGUAGUAAAAUCAGCCACCAACGCUUUGAACAAUGUUGACAAAUGGAUGGCACCUAAGAAGAGUCCUAUUCCUUUGCUUUUCUUCCCAGCAAAAGGAGAAGUGUUGCCAGAACCACUUGGAGUGGUUCUCAUAUUUUCUUCUUGGAACUACCCCAUCAUAUUGGCAUUGGAUCCAUUGAUUGGGGCAAUAUCUGCUGGAAAUGUUGUGGUCUUAAAACCAUCAGAGCAAGCUCCAGCAUGUUCCUCUUUUCUUGCCAAGACCCUUCCUCACUACUUGGACUCUAAUGCCAUCAAGGUGAUUGAGGGUGGAGCAGAUGUGUGUGAACAGCUACUGCUGCAGAAAUGGGACAAAAUAUUCUUCACUGGAAGUCCACGUGUGGCUAGCAUGGUCAUGUCUGCUGCUGCUAAGAAUUUAACUCCUGUUACUCUGGAGCUGGGUGGAAAAUGCCCUGCCAUACUUGAUUCCCUUUCCAAUCCUUCAGAUUUUAAGUUGGCUGUCAAAAGAAUCGUAGGAGGGAAGUGGGGAGCGUGUAAUGGACAAGCAUGUAUAGGAAUCGACUAUGUUCUUGUUGAAGAGAAGUUCUCAUCUGAUCUGAUAGAACUAUUGAAGAAGUUCAUCAGAAAGUUUUUUGGUGACAACCCAUUAGAGUCAAAGUCAUUGUCGCGAAUAGUGAAUAAGCAGCACUUUCAAAGAUUAGGCAAUCUUCUUAAAGACCCUCUUGUUGCUGCUUCCAUCGUUCAUGGCGGCUCCGCAAAUGAAGAAAACCUGUUCAUUGAGCCCACAAUCUUGUUAGAUCCUCCACUAGACGCGGAGAUAAUGACAGAAGAAAUCUUUGGACCACUGCUUCCAGUGAUCACAGUGAAAAAUAUUCAGGAAACUAUUGAAUUUGUCAAUUCAAGACCAAAACCUCUAACCCUUUAUGCCUUCACCAAAAAUGAAGCUUUCAAGACACAGAUUCUAUCAGAAACCUCUUCGGGGAGUGUCGUAUUCAAUGAUUCACUGGUUCAAUUUUUAUGUGAUACACUCCCCUUUGGAGGUGUUGGCCAGAGUGGCAUGGGAAGGUACCAUGGGAAGUUCUCCUUUGACACUUUCAGCCAUGAAAAAGCAGUAAUGCAUAGAAGGCUGUGCCUUGAAAUUGAACCAAGGUACCCUCCUUGGAAUAAUUUCAAGCUAGAGUUUAUCAAAUUGGCAUAUAGAUUGAACUACUUUGGACUAGUUCUGCACAUGCUGGGCUUGAAAAAACACUAGAUAUAUAUCAAUUCUGCAGCUAUAAUGCUUAUCUAUCCUCGAAUAGAUGAUGACUCAAUAUGCAUUAGGCUUUAUUAUUGUGAGUGAAUACGAGUUAUCAACUAUGCAUUAGGCAUUAUGUCUAUUCAACACUUAUUCAACUAUGUUCGAAGUGUUUUGAUGCCCUACAUUAUACUGUCGAAUUCUUUCUAAGAGGUUGCCAAUAUUUUUAUUUCAAUUGAAAAGCAACAUUUCCCUUGAUUCAUGUUUUGAAAAGGUUGGUUUUGAGGUUGACUUAAACUGGUGUAUGCAACUUUGUUGAACUACAUGAUCAAAAGGUGGAGUCUAAAGACAUGGUUUACUUUUAGUCUUUAAGCUUUGUAUAUAAAUUAUGUUUUAGUUGAA
This is a messenger RNA of Lotus japonicus, 1913 nucleotides long. RefSeq names its product aldehyde dehydrogenase family 3 member F1. Gene Ontology annotation, molecular function: aldehyde dehydrogenase (NAD+) activity. Gene Ontology annotation, cellular component: cytoplasm. Lineage: Eukaryota; Viridiplantae; Streptophyta; Magnoliopsida; Fabales; Fabaceae. Gene Ontology annotation, biological process: aldehyde metabolic process. Bases 72 to 1529 code for a protein of 485 amino acids. The record is from RefSeq and is a predicted model, not a curated record. The transcript is spliced from 10 exons.